Molecule: messenger RNA, 7306 nt
Organism: Astrephomene gubernaculifera
Lineage: Eukaryota; Viridiplantae; Chlorophyta; Chlorophyceae; Chlamydomonadales; Astrephomenaceae
Source: the annotation of a GenBank genome assembly
GUUCCCUUCAAGUGCUGUCCCUGGAGCCUCAUCCAUAGACUGAUAGGCAAACGUUAUCAGCUUACUCAGCAGCAGUAGGAAAUAAUUGUGGAUUGCAUUAAAUGCAGGACACCGAAAGUGUAUAUGUGCUCUACUUAUGCAGUCAUAGCUUAAUGCAUGGAACGACGCGUCAUAUGUUCGCUCCUGAACGUUGCUAUUCUCCUUUACAUAGUUAACUUUGUGCAUUCUCACUCUGAUGCCACCGGGUGUGACGGUUUCCUCAAUUUAAAAUUGUUGGAGCGCGCACUCCAUGCUUCCAGUUUAGUCAAAGCAAAGGAGAUGAGGUCCACUGGCCACGGAAGAGGGGCUAUCCAGGUGCUGGCACAGAAUGACAGCAUCCAGCCAUACGUACCGCCGUUGGAGCUCCAGUUCUCUGAAACAGGGGAGCAUCAGUCUAAUCAGCAGGCCGUCCUAGGCCGCAUAACAAUUGCAAGCAAGGAGGCCAUCCGAUACGUUCUGUUAAUGCGCAGCGCUAGUGUUGCUGAGGUUAUGUGCGUGGAUCUUGGGGUGAAGCCGCCUACAAGCAGUAGCAUUCGGGUGCACCCAGAGGCAGGCCUAGUGUCAGUGCAUUCAGUAUGCGUAGACAUGGGCCUGCCAAGGAGGCGGGCGUGGGCGCAGAGCCUCCGAGUUUUCAGCAAGGAGCAGGAGAAGUGGGUAGAAGUGAGGCGCCACGUGCCUGCUCACGACUUCCUGCGGUCCUGGACAGCUGCACGAUUCCUACCUGCUCAGUUACCAGUUCCAGAGCAACGUGGUGCGUCGCUAGAGCAUCAGCAAGGGCUAGAGGAGAAUCUGGAGCCUCAGCAACAGCAGCUCCCGCCCUGUGCACCCAAAGUCUCUGCUGCAUGCACAGUGCCAGGAGAUAUGACACUCAAGGAAAGCACCGAGGGUGCAAUGGCAAUUAAUGCAGGCGGCGGAGGAGUGGAGGGGGAUGGUAGAGCAGUAACCAAUCGGCCGUACACGGAGGUAGACAACAUCUGCGGGGCGUGGGAGGACAAGCUGGGUGGCGCAUGUGGGCUGGAGGGCAUGGGCGGGUCUAUCACGAAGGCAGGAAUUAAGCUUGCCUUUCAGAGCAUGAGCACCUUCCUUCACAUGGACAACUCCAGCGUUGUAUUCGACUUGGGUGGCGCUAUUGGCAGGAUGCUCCCGUUUGCCAAGGUGGCUGCAUGCGUGUCGUCGGCGUGGAUGGCGGAGUGCGAUGACAGCAAAAUCCAAAAAGCGGUUGCAUUCCUACCUCAGGUAUACGGCGACCUAAUAAAGAAAGGCUUAGCGGCCCCUGUGGGUCAGCUGGACACUUUGAUGGAGGUUAUCCACCAUGACAUGACCCGUGAGGCUGGUGGAUCUUGGGACCGGGUCCGUGCACGGCUUGCUGCGACCUCGCACAUCUACAGCUUCUGUGAGGGCAUUCCCCGCGAAGCAUUGGCGGUUACAGGCCGCGCCGUCAAGGACAGCACUGCCUUUAAGGGCUGUGUCCUGGUCUGCUACCAGGCUAACUGGUCUCACAACUCCACUUUGCAUGACACCCUUGGGCGCUCACCCCAUCCCGAGGAGGUGAUGGAGCUGGAGUGGGGCUUUGGCCCAAUGGUGCUGUUAUGCCGGCUGAAUGCGCGGCAGGAACGUAGGUCAUACGCGUAGCCAGAUAGCUUGAUGGUGACGGCGCCUGAUAACGGUUUGCACGUACAGGUGGCAAGGCAACAUACCCCAUGUGGGUGUUCGCUAGGUACACGGGGGAGAGCAGCAAGCGGCCGCCCAUGCUCCAAAAUCUCAGCGAUUAUCCAGACUCCAUUUCCAAAGCCCAGUGGUGGUGGCAGCGUCACACUGGUGCUGACUUGUCCGAUUUCCUUACAGACACCAGCCUACAGCUGCGGUUGGCUGUAGUGCAGAACGAACGUCUAACAGUAGCUGACCUUCCAACUGCCCUCGCUGACCGCUAUGCGUUUUAUACAGCACAGUCCGUGCCCCCAGGGCUGCUAGAAUGGGCGCUGGGGCUGUGCUUUGCUAACGAUGCAUCUUCUCUUUUAGACAAUGGGGUGCCAGGGAGCACACCGAAAGCCCUUGGUCGAAGGGGAAAGCUGAGCCGCUCUCAAAGAGACACGGCUAGGGGCAGGGAAGCAAGUAUGCGGAAGAUGGUGGAGCAGAAACGUGGAGAGUUUAGCAAUGCAUCUGUCCAGUUCAUCUUUAUCGAGGACCGAGGGGCAAAAGUACCUGUAGCAUAUGCAGCUUACAGGCCGGACCUUGAUGACGCGAAGCUAGUGCUGCGCCUGUCUGAAGUACGUGUGGAAGAGCGGGCACAGCGUGACGGUAUCGGCAGUGGCCUCGUCAGGGGCCUUGUACGCUUUGCGGAGCGGCUCCAACUUGCGGCGGUGGUCGUGACAGUAGCCGCUGACAAUGCCGGGGGCAAGAGGUUCUUUGAAGCAAUAGGAUUUGUGACACACGAGGGAACCAGCAAGGCCACUAAGCGGGAGACCUGCUUGGUUCUCUCCAUCCAACCACUUUCCUUCAAUCGUACAAUGGAGCCCGUGCAGCGGUACAGCCUGGAUGAGGUGCGCGAAAUGGAGCGGGCCGCAUCUCGGUUGCGGCCAGCGGCCGGCGCCGGUUGGAUCAAGCUUGGAGCGGGCGGGUUUGGCUCGGUAACAGCUGGUGUUACAGCUUCCGCACGCAGGGUGGCCAUCAAGCGGUUUACACUGGGCCCAAGCACCAGUACCGACGUCCUUCGUGCUAUCCGGCAGAACAUCACAGUGGGGAUGACCUGCUGUUCUGAGAACCUGUUGCAGCUCGUAGGGAUAGCCCAUAGCCCGGCGGGAUCGGUAACUGGUCUGGUCUGGGAGGAGGCGACCCAUGGCAGCCUGGAACCGCCAGGACCCAACCUGCCACUCCAGCAGGUUGUCGGGCUGCUUGCUGACGCCGCCAAUGGCGCUGCAGUGUUGCACGACGCAGGGCUGGUUCACAGGGAUAUCAAGCCUGCUAACAUCCUGGUCACUGAUCGUGGUCACGGCGUCGUCGGUUUACUAGCAGACUAUGAUGUGACCGUGGAGUCCGGCACGCGGUUUGGCUUGGUGGGCACCCCUGGCUACCGGCCCCCAGAAGCCGAGGGUCAGCCCGACCCACAGGCUACCACCACCUACCACACCCUGGCGUUUGACGUAUACAGCUUCGGAGCAACCUUAGCCACAGUCCUCUUCCGCACCAGUGCCGUGGGCCCUACCGUUUGCGCGGUACAGACUCAGCUGGUAGCCGAGUGCAGGUCCCUGGUGGAAGAAGUUCAGAAUGCAUGGGCUGAAGGCGCCGUGAUGCCGUCAUUUGAAGUGGUACGCAGACUUCUGGAUCUGGCCGCCGCAGCCCUCGUCAAAACCCCUGGAGGUCGCUUGCAGCAUGCAUGCGGCCCCAACUCUAAUAAAGCCGCGGGAGACUAUAUGCGUUUUAUAGCGAUACGGCUGCGGGAACUGGCAUCCGGGUUAACUAGGUGAUGGGGACUGAUUGCGCAGUGCAGUAGAUGCGGGGGGGAACAAGGAAAACUGACGAAUUUGCGGGGGGGUUGUUGUUUGGAAUGGUGGCAGUGGUGGUCUGUAGUAUCCAGUUAUGGUAGUUGGCAUGCGUGUGCUCCUAGUUUACUACUGCCCCGUUGCUUUGUAGGGGCUGUAUGAGGCGGCCACAACGGCCUGGCCGCCCACGUGUUCUACAACAGUUUGGUUAUGGUAGUUGGCAUGCGUGUGCUCCUAGUUUACUACUGCCCCGUUGCUUUGUAGGGGCUGUAUGAGGGCGGCCACCACGGCCUGACUUCCGUCAUGUCUAGGUCCCAUACACAGGGCAAGAGAGGCACCGCUUGGCCACCCAUGUGUUCUACGACAGUCUAUUUGGUUAUGGUAGUUGGCAUGCGUGUGCUCCUAGUUUACUACUGCCCCGUUGCUUUGUAGGGGCUGUAUGAGGCGGCCACAACGGCCUGGCCGCCCACGUGUUCUACAACAGUUUGGUUAUGGUAGUUGGCAUGCGUGUGCUCCUAGUUUACUACUGCCCCGUUGCUUUAUUUGUAGGGGCUGUAUGAGGCGGCCACCACGGCCUGACUUCCGUCAUGUCUAGGUCCCAUACACAGGGCAAGAGAGGCACCGCUUGGCCACCCAUGUGUUCUACGACAGUCUAUUUGGUUAUGGUAGUUGGCAUGCGUGUGCUCCUAGUUUACUACUGCCCCGUUGCUUUGUAGGGGCUGUAUGAGGCGGCCACAACGGCCUGGCCGCCCAUGUGUUCUACGACAGUUUGGUUACGGUAGUUGGCAUGCGGGUGCUCCUAGUUUACUACUACCCCGUUGCUUUAUUUGUAGGGGCUGUAUGAGGCGGCCACAACGGCCUGGCCACCCACGUGUUCUACGACAGUUUGGUUAUGGUAGUUGGCAUGCGUGUGCUCCUAGUUUACUACUGCCCCGUUGCUUUGUAGGGGCUGUAUGAGGGCGGCCACAACGGCCUGGCCACCCACGUGUUCUACGACAGUUUGGUUAUGGUAGUUGGCAUGCGUGUGCUCCUAGUUUACUACUGCCCCGUUGCUUUAUUUGUAGGGGCUGUAUGAGGGCGGCCACAACGGCCUGGCCACCCACGUGUUCUACAACAGUUUGGUUAUGGUAGUUGGCAUGCGUGUGCUCCUAGUUUACUACUGCCCCGUUGCUUUGUAGGACUGGCCACCCACGUGUUCUACAACAGUUUGGUUAUGGUAGUUGGCAUGCGUGUGCUCCUAGUUUACUACUGCCCCGUUGCUUUGUAGGGGCUGUAUGAGGGCGGCCACAACGGCCUGGCCACCCAUGUGUUCUACGACAGUUUGGUUAUGGUAGUUGGCAUGCGUGUGCUCCUAGUUUACUACUACCCCGUUGCUUUAUUUGUAGGGGCUGUAUGAGGCGGCCACAACGGCCUGACUGCCGUCAUGUCGUGUUCUACGACAGUCUAUUUGGUUAUGGUAGUUGGCAUGCGUGUGCUCCUAGUUUACUACUGCCCCGUUGCUUUGUAGGGGCUGUAUGAGGCGGCCACAACGGCCUGGCCGCCCAUGUGUUCUACGACAGUUUGGUUACGGUAGUUGGCAUGCGGGUGCUCCUAGUUUACUACUACCCCGUUGCUUUAUUUGUAGGGGCUGUAUGAGGCGGCCACAACGGCCUGGCCACCCACGUGUUCUACGACAGUUUGGUUAUGGUAGUUGGCAUGCGUGUGCUCCUAGUUUACUACUGCCCCGUUGCUUUGUAGGGGCUGUAUGAGGGCGGCCACAACGGCCUGGCCACCCACGUGUUCUACGACAGUUUGGUUAUGGUAGUUGGCAUGCGUGUGCUCCUAGUUUACUACUGCCCCGUUGCUUUAUUUGUAGGGGCUGUAUGAGGGCGGCCACAACGGCCUGACUUCCGUCAUGUCUAGGUCCCAUACACAGGGCAUGAGAGGCACCGCUUGGCCACCAAUGUGUUCUACGACAGUCUAUUUGGUUAUGGUAGUUGGCAUGCGUGUGCUCCUAGUUUACUACUGCCCCGUUGCUUUGUAGGGGCUGUAUGAGGCGGCCACAACGGCCUGGCCGCCCAUGUGUUCUACGACAGUUUGGUUACGGUAGUUGGCAUGCGGGUGCUCCUAGUUUACUACUACCCCGUUGCUUUAUUUGUAGGGGCUGUAUGAGGCGGCCACAACGGCCUGGCCACCCACGUGUUCUACGACAGUUUGGUUAUGGUAGUUGGCAUGCGUGUGCUCCUAGUUUACUACUGCCCCGUUGCUUUGUAGGGGCUGUAUGAGGGCGGCCACAACGGCCUGGCCACCCACGUGUUCAACGACAGUUUGGUUAUGGUAGUUGGCAUGCGUGUGCUCCUAGUUUACUACUGCCCCGUUGCUUUAUUUGUAGGGGCUGUAUGAGGGCGGCCACAACGGCCUGGCCACCCACGUGUUCUACAACAGUUUGGUUAUGGUAGUUGGCAUGCGUGUGCUCCUAGUUUACUACUGCCCCGUUGCUUUGUAGGACUGGCCACCCACGUGUUCUACAACAGUUUGGUUAUGGUAGUUGGCAUGCGUGUGCUCCUAGUUUACUACUGCCCCGUUGCUUUGUAGGGGCUGUAUGAGGGCGGCCACAACGGCCUGGCCACCCAUGUGUUCUACGACAGUUUGGUUAUGGUAGUUGGCAUGCGUGUGCUCCUAGUUUACUACUACCCCGUUGCUUUAUUUGUAGGGGCUGUAUGAGGCGGCCACAACGGCCUGACUGCCGUCAUGUCGUGUUCUACGACAGUCUAUUUGGUUAUGGUAGUUGGCAUGCGUGUGCUCCUAGUUUACUACUGCCCCGUUGCUUUGUAGGGGCUGUAUGAGGCGGCCACAACGGCCUGGCCGCCCAUGUGUUCUACGACAGUUUGGUUACGGUAGUUGGCAUGCGGGUGCUCCUAGUUUACUACUACCCCGUUGCUUUAUUUGUAGGGGCUGUAUGAGGCGGCCACAACGGCCUGGCCACCCACGUGUUCUACGACAGUUUGGUUAUGGUAGUUGGCAUGCGUGUGCUCCUAGUUUACUACUGCCCCGUUGCUUUGUAGGGGCUGUAUGAGGGCGGCCACAACGGCCUGGCCACCCACGUGUUCUACGACAGUUUGGUUAUGGUAGUUUGCAUGCGUGUGCUCCUAGUUUACUACUGCCCCGUUGCUUUAUUUGUAGGGGCUGUAUGAGGGCGGCCACAACGGCCUGGCCACCCACGUGUUCUACAACAGUUUGGUUAUGGUAGUUGGCAUGCGUGUGCUCCUAGUUUACUACUGCCCCGUUGCUUUGUAGGGGCUGUAUGAGGGCGGCCACAACGGCCUGGCCACCCAUGUGUUCUACGACAGUUUGGUUAUGGUAGUUGGCAUGCGUGUGCUCCUAGUUUACUACUACCCCGUUGCUUUAUUUGUAGGGGCUGUAUGAGGCGGCCACAACGGCCUGACUGCCGUCAUGUCUAUCUAGGUCCCACAUACAGGGCAAGCGAGGCACAGCUUGUCCAGCCAUGUACGGCUAGCAAAGGGAGCGACUGUGCCUGAUUGGCAUCCAGUAAACAUGCAUUGGUUCUGGAUGUGACCCUUAGGUCCCAUACACAGGGCAAGCGAGGCACCGCUUGGCCACCCACGUGUUCUACGACAGUUUAUUUGGUUAUGGUAGUUGGCAUGCUUUGUAUGUGACCUCUAGGUACAGGUGCAACUUCGUGCGCUUAAGCCGCAUUAAUCCGGUAGAGGCACAAAUGUUACAUUGGAUUAUGCGGUUGGAUCAAUGAUAAAUCCGAUGUAAUCCGUUUGUAUCCGCAUGCACGCGCC